Molecule: messenger RNA, 4637 nt
Organism: Solea senegalensis (Senegalese sole)
Lineage: Eukaryota; Metazoa; Chordata; Actinopteri; Pleuronectiformes; Soleidae
Gene: kcng3
Product: potassium voltage-gated channel, subfamily G, member 3
Exons: 2
Coding region: 152-1426 (424 amino acids)
Biological process (GO): potassium ion transmembrane transport; protein homooligomerization
Cellular component (GO): membrane; voltage-gated potassium channel complex
Molecular function (GO): protein binding; delayed rectifier potassium channel activity
Source: RefSeq, a predicted model, not a curated record
UCCAUCAGCCACGCAGCUCAUAGCAGGACCACUUCCAUUCACCGUGAACCACGCCCGGGGAGACUGUGACCCCCACCUCCAAGUGUCCAAACUCCUGUUAUGGAAGGAGGGAUGGACUGUGAAGAGGAGUUUUAGAUUAUAGUUUGGCGAGAUGAAGUUUGGGAAGAGUAUCUGCGUGCUCAACGUAGGGGGAACCCGGUACGCCUUUACCCGCGAGGUGAUCAGGGAUUUCCCUCUCCGGCGCGUCAGUCGCCUGCAUGCCUGUGCCAGCGAGAAAGAGGUCCUGGAACUGUGCGACGACUACGACCGGGACCGGAAUGAAUUCUUCUUCGACCGCCACGCGCAGGCUUUCGUGUUCAUUAUGCUGUAUGUGCGCUCUGGUAAACUCCGGUUUGUCCCUGGAGUGUGUGAACUCUCCUUCUACACAGAGAUGCUCUACUGGGGACUGGAGAGCGCGCACUUGGACUCCUGCUGCCAGAAACGCCUGGAUGACAGGAUGUCCGAGAUCGGACUGGACACUUUGUCCGAGGGGGAGAUCGGAGUGUCCGGGGAUGAUUCCCAGAGCCAGAGUGACUCAGUGCAGCGCAGUGCGCUCACAGGUCGCGCUAAAUGGAUGGAGAAAAUGCGCAAGACAUUUGAGGAGCCAAACUCUUCAAUUGUGGCGCAGCUUUUGGCUUCUGUGUCCGUGAUCUUUGUGAUUAUUUCUAUGAUAAUGUUGUGCGCCAGCACCCUGCCGGACUGGGACACAGCCAAGAGAAACACUGUGGAGGAGCACAGGAUCGUGGAGGCAGUGUGCAUUGGCUGGUUCACAGCAGAGUGCAUAGUGCGCUUUCUGGUAGCCAGAGACAAGUGGGACUUCCUCCGCCAUCCACUAAACAUCAUCGAUGUGAUCGCCAUUACCCCCUACUAUGUUACCAUGGCAAUGGCCCGGGCAGGGAUGCCCGGUGCUGGGCUGGGGGUUGCUGGGGUGAUACUGCGUGUGCUGAGGAUGAUGCGCGUGUUCUGGCUCAUGAAGCUGGCCAGACACUUCCUGGGCCUGCAGACACUGGGGCUCACGCUCAGGCGCUGCUACAGGGAGAUGGUCAUGUUAAUGGUGUUUGUCUGCGUUGCCAUGGCAAUAUACAGUGCUCUGGCCCAGCUGCUGGAGCACGGCUUGGACUUGGGCACGCAGAACCCUGAUUACGCCAGCAUCCCGGCCGCCGCCUGGUGGGUCAUCAUCUCCAUGACGACAGUGGGAUACGGAGACGUGUACCCUGUGACAGUUGGAGGACGAGUGCUUGGGGGAAUGUGUGUGGUGAGUGGCAUUGUGCUCUUGGCACUGCCCAUCACAUUCAUCUACCACAGUUUUGUGCAGUGCUACCAUGAACUCAAAUUCCGUUCUGCCAGAUGUGCACGCAGCCUGUCCACAGAGAUUCUACAGCAAUAAAAUAACAUCGACGCCCAUCACCCGUGGCUCUGCCGUCAUCAGAGAGAAACUUAACAAACCAGUAAAUCUGCCACGCCUAUUGUGAAUAACGACCAAAUUUGACCCCUGCUCUUGUUUCUCUUGCCUGAGUCCCACGUUUGUUUGGUUUGAUGAGUUCCUGUGUGUUUUCUGUCAGUUGUUAUCGUUAAACUGCACACCUGUCUCCUCAACCACAUGAUUUGAACAGAAGAAUAGGAGCACACAAAUAAUUAUUUAUUAAACACACUGGCACAGUCAGUCCAGUCUUGACAGUGACUACUGUUUACACUGUAUUCCCAUGGUUACCACUCCUGUGUGUGCUGCAGUGAGUGUGUGUGUGUGUUAGUCUGGCCAUCAGCCGUUCACUUUGUCUAAGCUUUGCACCCAGAUGGUACAAGUUACACAAUAUUGAUGUGUGACCUAGAUGCAUUCUGUUAAACCUGGGAAAUAAAAUGAAAGAUUGAGCAUGUGAGUGCAAUGUGGGAAUGGAGAAGGGGGGUGUACACGUGGCUUAUGUUGUCCGAGUAGCUUAAGCCAGUGAAAAUUAAACAUGGACACGGGUCAACAAGGCCUACAAGGUGAGAGACAAACACAUGGACAGCAGAUACAGGCAGAUUGGGUGUGAAAUUGUGUGGUCAAAGAUUGUGGAACAAAAAUGACAGAAUGUGGAACAGGCCUGAGCACAAGCUAAAUAGCAGAAGAAAGUAUUGCGUCUCCAUUAUCAGCAAAUGAAAGGCAUUUUGUAUUUCUUUGUCUCCAAGGCAACCUCAUCCUCCAACAUGUCAAUCAUAAUGGUGGUGGAUUUGUGUGCACACAAAUAGGCCAGAUCCCGUGAUUAUUAUCCUGCUACCCUUCUUGUUGGCAUGCAGCCCUUUUAUCCCGUGAUUAUUAUUGGGAGUAAGCUGUCAUAAAUACCUACCUUAAUAAAAACAGACAGUCACAUGGAGGGGAGGGAAAAAUGAACAGCAUGGGCUGUCACAGGUGAUGGUUCUGACAUUCAUGAUUCAGACAUGUUUGCAAUGCCCUUGGUUUGCCAAGAUGAUGUGAUUUGUUGAAGAGACACAUGAUCCAAACAAACAAGUCAACACCUCUCCCACACAACAGUCUUUCUCUGUAUCUCCUCUCCUCUUCAUCCUGUUACCAUCAACCUUCCGCUUUUAACACACACACACAGGUUGGUGCAGCCACUCUUUUUAGGACACAGCAUUGAUUUCCAUUCAUGAGGACAGCCGAAACAAAGUGUUAUCCCUAACAUUAACCAUUACCUGACCUCAACCAAACCACCAUUCAAAUCUUAGAUUUUAACUUAACCAGUUCCUCAGAAAUUAAGUUCUACCUCAUUAGGACCAGGUGUAUGCUGGCCCAAACAAUUAUAAGAACACACACUCACACAAACAAAAGAAAGACAAACCUUGUCUCUCUGUCCUUAAACUUAAGGUCUGCAUUUGUUAUUUAUUUGUAAACUCUGUGGCCUUGUAUGGGUUAACAGUGUAUUGUAUACAGUACAUAUUACAAUAUCCUUGUUGUGUUGUCGAUGUGUUUUAAGUACAGUUACUGUCAGAAACACGAAAAAUUAUAGAUUCUGAAUUACCUAGACUGCAGUACAUGAUGUUCAACUCAUUUGGUUUUUUUUUCAAAAAGUCUCUCACCCAAUGAAUUUUGGCCAAACCUGACUGAAAAACAUCCAAACCUUUUCAUCAGUAGAUUGUGUUAUUAACUUGAUCAAUGUAUGAGGUUCUGUAAUAAAAUGACUCUGUAAAUGUCUGAAUGUGUUAUCACAGAGUACAAACCAAAUGCUAAUAUGUGUGUUAUAGGACUCAAUUAACUGUUCAAGUGUCUAAAAUAUUUUCUUUUUUCUUUUUCUUUUUUCAAAGAUGUGAUUGAAGCAUAAGGCAUUUUCAGCACAUCAUCAUUCAGAUCAUUCAGUCUUGACAUGGUGACACGUAGUUUACGCGUCCGGACCUUCAGUGUGAGGAACCCCUGAGUCCAUUGGGAAAGGCAUUCAGUGAACACGUUUAAUGGGCUGUACAUCUAGAUAAUAAACACUCAGUAUUACAUUUAACUUAAGAAGAAAGAUAAGAUAGAAAAAAUACACACAUGGUCUCAAAUUGGGGGAAAACACAGCCCCAACACAGUGUUCAUUUGAGACAACUAUGGGGCCAUCUGCAUUUUUUAUUUUUUCUCAAAUCAUGGGUUGGGGUUUUGUUAUGUAUUUAUUGAACACAUUGAAAUGUUCUUAUAAUGAAUUUUACCUUCAUUAUCUCUAUAUGAGAUAACAAUUUGUAGUUUGAAGUGCAUUUUUGUGGGGAUAUUCAUUUCUUUCAAGCAAGAGUAUGCCAUUUAAAAUAAUAAGAUGAAUCUAACCAAAUUCAGGAAAUCACAGUGGAGUGCAAAUUGCAUCACAUCACUCAGAAAUGUUGACAAUGAAAUUAUUAUACGCACUUCAAAAUUGUACUUGAAUACACAGGUGACACCCUCAAUAUUGUAUUUUUCUUUCAGCAUUUAUGGCACAUUCACAAAGCCAAAAACACAUAAAUCAUAUUUUCUAAAUGACACUGGCAGAAAGUGCAGUUCAAAUAUGGGGUUUUAUUCCCACAGAUAGUUUUGGUUUAGUUUGCAAAUUUAGUACACUAAUUAAAUUUACUCAGGCACUUUGCUUUUACAAUUUUUGUUCCUUUCCAUUGGGAAUUUGUAGCACUUUUUAAAAAGAAGAACUAUUCCAAACUUAUAAAAUAUACAAUCUUCUUCUUCUUAAAUUGUAUACCAGCAGUUUUCAACUAUCUUGGUUUAUGAAAUCUAACAGAAAAGCAGCGUUCACUUGAGAACUGUCUCAAGUUCUGAUUGCCUAAAAUAUGUCAGCUGGUCCAACAAAACAAGAUGUCCCUUUUUUAAACAUUGCAGAUAAUACAUUUUUCAGGUAUGUACUGGAUAAUUUUGUGGAUGCAGAUAACAGCACAUUUGUAAACACAAACCAGACCCACAUAUCUAUAGAAUUGUCAAAAUAUUUGGACUUUGGGAUAAAGUGGAGCUUUAAACAUUAAGAAUCCCAAGCUUUUCAUUUUCCUCCAGUAUCUUCACAGUUUCCAUUGGAGUUCCGUGUGACUGUGAAAAAUAAAAAUCUUCUACCACUUGAAGAUUUUUAUUUUUAGAAGCUAUUAUUACAGUAUGUGGUGCUUAACCCACCUGACUUUUA